AUUAUUCAGCGCUCUGCUGCAAUUUUUUUUGUAUUUUGCGCUGCUUGGGCGCAGUUUAAUUUCUCCUUCCUCAUACUAAAUAUGCGAACAAACCGGCUCUUUUGCUUCGAGAAAGAGUCUCAACAAGUCAACAAAGGGGCCGAAAGGGUUGUUCAAACACGAAUGGGUAACCAAGUUUCCCUAAAAAGCAGACCAAGAAGUAGCUCGCAAAAUGACGCCAGUUCGAAAAUGGCGAAAGACAAGUGUCCACGAACCGAGAAGAUAACAAGUACAAAGCCAGAGACUAUGAUAUUGAAAAGGAGACGCAUGUGAGAUGACGUAAUUGCAAUUUAGAGAACUCGUGACCAGUGUCACGUGACUUGCAAGAUCUUCGACAGCGUGCGACAUGUGAAAGGUUUUAAAAAGUGCGGAAAGGGUUAAAAAACACUGUAACUGUCUGGACUUUGGGUCCAUUACUUCCAGCAUAUUAAAGCGUUGUUUAAAAUCAGUCGUUCGAGCCUGGCAACAUUUUGGCGACCCUGCCAGGACGAACAGUUCGUGUGGAAAUUCGUACUCACAAACAGAUGUGAUCGAAGGAAAUUACCGAUCGACUGCUUGGCUUGUGUAUCAUCUUCUGCGGUGGAAUAUAUGUUGUUGAUUCUGUGACAAGAAAGGUCUUACGGUAGUCGAAACAACCAAGAUGAAUUCAGAGCUCGAAGAACUGCAACUUCAAGUUGAGGGAGGAAUUUGUAAGCUCCCGAUAUCGGAAAUGGAGCAGCUAGCGGAGCACGUGGGCCUGGAAUCAAAGGAAUACAAAGGGAAAAGUAAGCUUGCCAUGUCACGGAUCGUUCGUUCGAAAGUCGAGGAUGAGCUUGGAAAAGCCGAAGACAAGACUGAGUAUCUCACAGCACUCCAGAAUUUUAUCUCUGGGACACCACCACCACUCGAAGAAUCAUCGAACAGCGAGGAUCAAAACAAAGAAUCUGUGAAAGCACUAAUGACGGAAUACGAAACUCUACGUAAACAAUUCGAGGCAAUGAUGGCGUCUUGCAAAAAGAAAAUGGAGGAGGCAUCGGUAAAAUUCGAGGACGAAAAAUCGACUACGCCAGCUGCUACAACUUCAAAGCCAAAGGAAGGUAGCGUAGUGUCACUUGUAGAUGUAAAAACUGCUCUUCGGAGAGAUUUUAAGAUUGUGGGUGUCAUUGGAGGGGAGGAACAGAAGGACCGGUUGUCCUUCGUCAGUUUAAUCCGCCAGAUUGAUACAGGGCUAGAGAAAGCAUACAAAGAACGGGAGAUUAUUGACGGUGUUAUCCGUGCUAUCAGCCCCAGCUUAAAGUUAAGGUCAUACUUAGAAACCAUGAAGGAACUUACCCUGCCGAAAUUAAGACAAAUGUUACGAGCCCAUUACAAACAGAAGUCGGGCACGGAACUAUACCAAGAACUAACAACCAUGUGCCAGUCACCAAAGGAAACUCCCCAAGACUUCUUAAUCCGGGCCCUCGAUAUAAGGCAGCAGGUUCUCUUUGCAUCCCAAGCUGGGAGUGGCACCGUGAAAUAUGAGCCUUCUCUAGUACACCCCCUGUUUCUACAUGCUGUAGAGACCGGCCUGCAGGAUGAAGCUGUCCGAAACAAACUGCGACCGUUCCUCCAGAAAGCAGAGAUUACUGACGAAGAAUUGAUGGAACAAAUCAAUGUGGCUGUUUCUGAAGAGUCUGAGCGGAGGGGAAAGCUUGGCGCUUCUAACUACAAGAACCUAAGGGUGAAUGUCUUGGAAGCAGACGGUGAAAAGGUCGAACCAGGAGGUCAGCGACAAUCAAAGAAGGCUGGCACGAAAAAGGAACCGAAACCUGACAGGCCUGACAGACUCAUGGUCACCUUGGAGGCUGUUCAAUCGGAUAUUGCUGUCCUGAAAGAAGCUCUAGGUUCCCAGAAUGCACCUGAAAGAGAAAGGGCUCGAUACACGUAUCCAUAUGACAACCAAAGGAGACGGCUCUGCGAAGCGUGCCAAAGGGCCAACCAAUAUUUCUGUGACCACUGUUUCGCUGUGGUUCAAGUGACCAUUUUGCACGAGGGUGUCGUAGGGGUGUGGCAGGAACUACCCAUCAGGGAAACCGAAGGAGGCUGCAACCGCUGGACAGGGAGUAGCUGUUGACCACAUAAAACAGUCCCAUGUUUGUGUCAACUGUGGCAGGAAAGGGGUAUCUCUAAAGCAAUGUUCUUGUUGUCAUUCGGUGCACUACUGUUCUCAGAAAUGCCAAAGAGCCCACUGGAGGAGGCAUAAGCAACUGUGUAGCGCCAUCAAGUAUCUAUCAAACCAGGAGAGAAAGGAUGUUACUGGCGAUGGCAUGUAUGUUAGUCACCUAACACCGAAUCAACACGCCAAAGUAGUUAAAUUGGUGGGAAAGAGAUGUAUGGUUCAGUGUGUUAUGAACAAUGUUCAGACUGAAGCUCUGUGGGACACCGGUGCCCAAGUUUCUAUUGUUUCUAAGGAUUGGGUUGCUCAGAACCUGCCCACAGCUGAGAGACGCCAAAUUAACGAACUGUUAGAUAAAGGACUUGAUCUGAAAGCUGCCAAUGGUAGUGAAAUCCCAUAUGAAGGCUGGAUUGAAGUUUCAUUCAAACUUGCGACCUCGGACGACAAACCUGGUAUGUCAGUACCCUUCCUGAUUUCUACGGAUCCUUUGGACCACCCUAUUGUCGGAUACAAUGUCAUUGAAGAAAUUGUUAAAAACCCGGAUAGUCAUUUUCGUAACAGCCAUGAAGAGACACUACUCAGCGCCCUUAACUCUAGCCUUCCGAAUGCAAAGCAAGAGAAUGUUGAAGCUUUGAUUAAUCUCAUUAGGACAACCACUCCAAGUGAACUGUGUAGCGUGAAAGUAACGAAAAGAGAUGUGUUAGUUCAAGAAUGAGACAAUGGUAGUCACUUGCUCAUGAAUACUGGCCCAAUCGAAUCAAGAUUUCCAGUAUUGUUCGAACCAGAUGUUGAGUCACCUUGGCCAUCAGGGCUUGAAGUCCCAGAAACAUUAGUAACGCUCAGAGGUGGCGCUUCAUCACGAGUUGGCAUUCAAGUGAGAAAUAUCACAGACCAUGACAUCAUCUUGAAAAACAGGACGGUAUUAGGCAAACUUGAACUAAUUAAAUCCGUAACACCGCUUGAAGUACGGAAGAGAGAGGAGGAGGAAAGUUCAGCAGACUGUGUUCUUCAUGCAGACAAGUUAUUGGCAGAGGAUGAACAGCAGAGAAGGAAACCUCAAGCGCCUGUUAUGCAGGGAUGUCAAAGUGAGACUAGUAAUCCACUUCCAGAUGUGGAUUUAGGAGACCUGUCAAGAGAUCAGAAAACUGUAGUAUUGAACAUGUUAAGAGAGGAAGCAGACUCCUUUUUCGAAAAAUGAUGAGGAUGUAGGGUGCGCAGAAGGUCUACAGCUCAAUAUUAACUUGUCAGACAGUCGUCCAGUUCAGAAGAACUACACAGCAGUGCCAAAGCCCUUGUACCCAGAAGUUAAACAAUAUGUUGAAGAUUUACUCAAUCGUGGAUGGGUGCGGAAGUCUCGCUCGCAUACUCGUCACCAGUGGUAUGUGUUAGGAAAAAGGAUGGUUCUCUGCGACUAUGUGUGGACUUUCGUGAGCUGAACAAGAGAACAGAACCCGACCGACACCCACUUCCACGUGUACAAACGACGAUCGAGAAUUUGGGGGGAACAAGUGGUUUUCUUUUUAGACCAAGGCAAGGCUUACCACCAGGGAUUUGUUAACCCUCAGUGCCAACAUAUGACUGCAUUUGUGACGCCUUGGGGUCUUUACGAGUGGGUUCGGAUCCCGCUCGGUCUCAGGAACGCUCCGCAGAAUUUCAAAGAUACAUGGAAAACUGUCUAGACGGACUCAGGGAUAAUAUUUGUGUGCCUUACCUGGACGAUGUGAUUGUCUUUAGUAAGACUUUCGACGAACACGUAGAAAAUUUACGAACAGUUUUAUGGAGGCUGCGUUCACAUGGAAUAAAGCUUAAAGCCAAAAAAGUGCAAGUUGUUUCAGAGAGAGGUUAAUUAUCUGGGCAGAGUUGUAUCGGCAGAUGGAUAUCGAGUUGAUCCUUCAAACACCAAAGCGGUUCUUGCACUGAAAGAAACUAGUCCGAAAACGGUUGGAGACGUCCGGAAACUCUUGGGCUUGUUGGGAUACUACCGCAGGUACAUCCAGGACUUCUCGAGGGUUGCGCAACCGCUAUUCAAACUCCUGAAAACACCAGAGAUUAAUGGUAAGAGACCUCCGAUGGAAACAGCAAGGCGUGGUCAGAAAGGACAUGGGACACAAGCACAAUCUAACCGUACCAUCUAUUGGACACAGGAACACCAAGGGGCGUUGGAGAGACUUUUGGACUGUCUUGUUAACCCGCCAAUCCUCGGAUACCCGGAUUAUAGCCUUCCAUUUGUUCUGCACACAGAUGCGUCGAACGACGGCCUUGGCGCAGUACUUUAUCAGCGCCAGUCUGGAAUCAUGCGUGUAAUAGGAUACGGAUCCAGGACCCUUACCCCGCUGAGAGAAACUACCACCUUCACUCUGGGAAAUUGGGUUUCUAGCUUUGAAAUGGGCCAUCUGUGAACAGUUUAGGGAUUACUUGUACUAUGCGCCAUCAUUUACAGUUUACACUGACAACAACCCCUAACCUAUGUUUUGUCCACUGCUAAACUUAAUUCAACCGGACAUCGCUGGGUGUCAGAACUUGCAGAUUACAAUUUUGAUAUCAAGUAUCGCCCGGUAAAGUGAACAAGGAUGCUGACACAUUGUCAAGAUUUCCUUUGGAUAUCAACCAGUACAUCCCUAGCUGUACCCAGGAGACAUCGCAGGAGGUGAUCAGUGCGACAUUGUCUGGUAUAAUGGCACUACAGGAUGGUGGGACGGUUUGGAUAACCGCGGUCAGUGACAGGACUGAGAUGUUGAACUUUGAUUCUGAUCUUCUCGAUUUCAGUAAAUAUGACAAGAUUGAGCCCCGCGUUAUUCUGGAAAGUCAGCAGCGAGAUCCAAGUAUUGGCAGAGUGUUGGCAUACAAAUUAAAUGGACACAAACCGCAGCCCAUGAAAUUUGUAAAGAACGCCUGUACACCAGAAAGUUGCUGCGUGAAUGGCCAAAGUUGGAGGUUGGAAAAGAUGGGCUUUUGAGAAGAAAGUGUGGAGAGUAUUUACAGUUGGUGCUGCCGAAGACAUUCCACUCAUUGGUGUACAAGGAGUUACAUCAGGAGAUGGGUCAUUUGGGGGUGGAGAGAGUGCUACAAUUAGCUCGUGAGAGGUUUUACUGGCCCUACAUGCAGCGUGACAUUACUCACUUUGUGACUCGGGUGUGCAGUUGUCUGAAGCAAAGGCGACCAAAUAUCUCCACUCGUGCUCCUCUCCAACCUAUUGUCACAAAUGCACCGUUUGAGUUAAUAUCCAUAGACUAUCUGCACCUGGAAAGAAGCUCUGGCGGUCACGAAUACAUUCUGGUCAUCGUUGAUCACUUCACACGAUUCGCACAAGCGUACCCCACAAGAAACAAGUCAGCCCGCACAGCAGCCGACAAGCUGUACAAUGAUUUUAUGCUCCGUUUUGGAUUUCCGGCCAGUAUUCUGCAUGACCAGGGAAGGGAGUUCGAGAACAAGUUGUUUCACCAGCUACAGCAGUUGUGCGGGAUGAUCCGUUCAAGGACUACGCCCUACCACCCUCAAUGCAACGGUAAAGCAGAAAGAUUUAACCAAACAUUACUGUCCAUGCUAAGAACUCUACCCGAAGAAAAGAAGAGUAAGUGGCAUGAGCUUUUGCCCAAGGUUGUUCACGCAUACAAUUGCACCAAGAGUGAAUCCACUGGGUAUUCACCAUUUUACCUCCUCUUUGGACGCUCGCCACGUUUGCCAAUUGAUAUCAUCCUGGGUACAUCACCGGGGUCAAUGACAGGAAACCACAUCACCUAUGUCAAAAGAUGGAAGUCUGCUAUGACGGAGGCGUACUCAUUAGCUGCAGAGAAAUCCCGCAUGUCAUCCGCUAAGGGGAAACAGUUUCAAGAUCGCAAGGCACACUAUACAAACCUGGAACCUGGGGACAGAGUUCUCGUCCGAAACCUGUCAGAGCGUGGGGACCUGGUAAAUUGCGGGCUUACUGGGAAGAUCAGAUUCACGUUGUGGUAGAACGAAAAGGAGACAAUCCUGUCUACGAAGUGAAGACUGAAGGAGGAAACAAAAAGCAUCGCGUUCUGCACAGAAACCUGCUACUUCCAUGUGACUUUCUACCGGUAACUCCAGAGCAAGAACAUCGAACAAUUAACAAGACUCGGCGUGGAUCUAGGAUCGCAAGGCAAACGCGCGAUGCAUUACAGACAAGUACGGAUAGCGAGACGGAUGAUGCUGAACACCUAACACAUUCACCAAUGGAACUUGACGGAUUGUCUUGUCCGGUGGAAAGAGUCAACCCUGAAACCAGCACUGCCUCUGGUCAACAUGUACCAAUAGACACUGAUGUCCAGACCCCGUCUAAUGAGCUGCAGUCUGUAAAUGACCAUGAACCAACAGAUGUGAAUCACUCUGACUCUGCUGAGAAUCAAGACACCUCACAUGUGUCAGUGCCAGAGGAUCCGGGUCCUGGGCAAGAGCCAGAAUUUCUAUCAGAACCGGAAUUGGAACAACCGGAACCAGACCUGGCACAAAGUCGUCCCCAGCGUGUCCGUCAUCCGCCAAGAAUGUUUACAUACGAUACACUGGGAGAGCCAACUAUCUGUGGUGUCCGGGCCGCUUCAAACCCUGUCCCUGGAUGGUGCUGUCAACCAUUCCAAUCACCCUGGAUACAACCUAUGUUUCAGUACCCUGCACAACCAUAUUAUGGUCCUCUGGCAUACCCACCCUGUAUACAGAUGAUUCAUGUGUAAUUUGCAUGCACAUAUUGACUGCCCAAGACUCUCAUUGACGUUGUUGUUGAACUGAUUAUUUAAUUACCUGCCUUUUGUGCUGUUGUGCCUUUCAAACAGGCGAAUGAAUGAUAUUGUUAUCAUGGAACUAUGACUGUGCCUAGUCAUUUAUUGAAUCACGUGCGAACAGGGAUAGGUUUUGAUUACGUAUUUGCAUAAGUUUUGUUGUAUAAAAUACCGGAGUAAUGCAUGAGAUUUGUUGGGAGGCGAGAACUCCACUGAACAUUGUAACAAAUGUCACAGAGGACAUUUUUAAAGUCGGGGAGUGUGUGAGAUGACGUAAUUGCAAUUUAGAGAACUCGUGACCAGUGUCACGUGACUUGCAAGAUCUUCGACAGCGUGCGACAUGUGAAAGGUUUUAAAAAGUGCGGAAAGGGUUAAAAAACACUGUAACUGUCUGGACUUUGGGUCCAUUACUUCCAGCAUAUUAAAGCGUUGUUUAAAAUCAGUCGUUCGAGCCUGGCAACACGCAGUUACAGUGAAUGCGAUAAUCUAGCAAACGAAAGACAAAUUACGUGCAAAAAACUAAAAGUUAAUCAGCUGUACACGGUCUACUGCGGGCGAAAUUCUUUUAUGGCAGCCUUUUUCAGGCUACUCGGUAAGUUUAAAUCCCGUCAAGCUAGGUCAAGAUGAAGGUCAUUGCUCAUGCUAGUAACGUCCUGUUAGUGACACAAGCCCGAUUGAAACUAUUUUUUUGUAUAUGAGAACUGAAAAGUUAGCACCAUGGAUAGUAUCCAUGUAAGCACUGAAUUUUUUUUUUCGUCAAUAAUGCAGAUGAUGAUGUCAUUCAAGAUUUUCUAUGGAUGGACAGUUGUGCAAUAAUAUCAGACAAGGUAAAUGUUAAAACACCGCUUCAAUGCGCCUCCUGGCGCAAAGAGAUGAUGAUGUUAUUAAGCUUUGACUAUUUCUUUUUUUCCUGCAGUAUCUGCUGGCCAUGGUUUACGCAUACUUCAGGAGGGCAGAACUAGGAAGGCGUGAAUACAAUAGAAUGAAUUUUUUCAUAGCUCUGUAAGCACAAAAUUUAGUGUUCAAAAGUCAAGGAAUUGAGAAAUGUUUUCUUAACAACUGCUUCACUUUCCAGGUACCUUGCAAACGAUAUGGAAGAGGACGAAGAAGAAGAAAAAUACGACAUCUUUCCUUGGGCCUUGGGGAAAAACUGGCGUGAACUCUAUCCCAAUUUCCUUCGAAAAAGAGACGUGUUUUGGAAACGGAUCGACUACCGUGCUGUUGUCAGCAAACUGACCUGUGAUGAGGUAAUAUACUACAUUAACACUAAAUUUUUUCGUCCAGGUUAAAUCAUUCACUGACCUUCAUCCAAACUUAUUUUAACAAAAGCGCUAUAAGCUUUAUACCUUAACUUUCAUAAUAAACAAUAAAUGAAUGAGGCUGAGUUUCUUAUGAAGAAUUAUGGAGAUCGAGGAGAGUGUUAUCCGUCGAAAGCCGAAUUCAAUAAUUGUUUUAUUAUUUAUUCAAAAUAAUUCCUAGUUUUAUAUCAUAGCUAAAACAUGCUUACCUCUAUCGAUGUUAAGUUCAUCUUCGAUAGUGCACGUUUAGGGUUGUUCAGCUCCACAAAUAUUCUCCAAAUAGCAGAUCGAUGUCGCCCUUCGAGUUGUACUUCUUGCUGUUCUUACCAUGUUUUAAGUCAUUAUUUCGCCUAGUUCUUACUCUUGAAACGAGUGAAAUGUCCGCCAUUUUUGUUUUCGCAAACAAAACAACUCAAACUCGUCCCCACGUCUUCUCAGUUAACGAUGCAUUAAUCUGCAAGGAAGCUGCACUUUUGACGUCAUCGGUCAGGAGCCGAAUCGGCUCCUGCGGCGGUUGAUUAAUUGCAAAAUUCUUCCAGAUUUGGUUCUCAGUAGCUGGUUAUGGUGAAUUAUGCGGGUGCUUUUAGCCAAUCAGAAUCGGGGAAAUAUUUUGAAUGAAUAAUGAUAACUAAUCCUGGAUGGAGAACAAUAGUACAUUUUAAUUCCGCAAUAAAACGAAGAAGGAUUUUUUCUUUUCAGAUCAUGUCUAUUGUAUCAGACCAUCCAGUCUGGCAGCGUACAAGACGGGGUCACCAUGGUGGAGCAUGGAGAGACUAUAUGAGAGACACAAACAGCUUAUGUACAAGUCCAAGAGGCCCUGGAACCGCACCUUUUCAGUGUUCCAAAUGUGAUGAUGACCCUCCAAGUGAAGAAGAUUCGCCCAUGAUGACCUCUGACUACUGUAGCUGUUCCUCGCAGUCUUCUUCGGAAGAUGAGAAUUUUAAUACGAGCUUUAAUAUGCAAGGUAUACAAAUAAAUAUACCAGAGUUAAAAUUAGCGGGACCUAUCCCUACUCAACUCCUUUUCCUAAAUUUU
Messenger RNA from Porites lobata, 9239 nucleotides. NCBI's taxonomy places the organism in Eukaryota, Metazoa, Cnidaria, Anthozoa, Scleractinia, Poritidae. The record is from the annotation of a GenBank genome assembly.